AAGACGGUAGUUGAUGGAGAAUGGCACCAAACCAGAUGAAAAAACAGUCAAAAUGAUACCAUUCCCGGCACCUCUGCACUGAAACUACCUGCGGUAUUAAUCACUCAGGAUGGCUGUCUGCUCUCAAAGUCCUGCAGAUUUUCUACAGGGAGUCUUUUGCCCUACGAUUGCGGUCACUUGUAGCGAAGAUGCUGAGCAAGUCUGCAUGAAGAAUAAGUUGUCGUUCGUGGAAAUGACACGACCGUUUUGCCAGCUUACUACUGAAGCCCAUAUCCGAGAUCCUUCAGGAGCCGUCCACACAGUUAAAAACUGGAAGCUACGUCUACUUGAAAUGUCAGCACCACACCCCCCUCACCAUGUUGUUAAUAAACUCUUGCAUGAAGUUGUGGCUCGUACCCAACCAGUCAAUACUGAACCAAGUAGUUACAGCCCUGAAUACCAGGCUAAAGCCUCGACACCCUGGUUUGAAGCUUACAGAGACUGUUUCCUUCAGUUAUUAAAGCCGUCUGAUCAUGAAUUUAUCAGACAUUUCCUGUCUUGUGUGUUUGUUGUAUCCUCACAUCAUUCUGACCCAAUGAAUGCAUUUGCAACAAUGACAUCCCAGCUUCUUGAUCAACAACAGACAUCUCCUAACAGCCACAUCAAGUGGUUCAGUACUGGGGUCUUUAGGUAUUAUGUAUUGCUACAUGAUGUCAAUGAUGCAGUUGAGUCUAAGGCCGAAGCAAUAUACCAGAGUAUGAAGUCUGUAUAUGGUCUUUAUGCCUGUCACAUGUUGAUGGUGAAUUCAGUUAACCCUGUUACAGCAGCUCAGAUGCCAAACCUACCUGACCCAUGGAGUCAAUUUAUAAUUCCAGCUAGUAGUGAAUCUCUGGACUGGGAUGAUGAAGUGAACUCAAGUAUAGAAGCAACAGAAGAGGACCCCAUCAACUGUGCUGUAGAUGAGAACUUUGAUCCAGAAAAAGCCAUAGCAGACAGCGAAGAACAAAAGGGAAGAUCAGGGUCUGGGUCAGGCAUCUUAAUCGGUCCAUUAACACUUGACGACAACCAUGAAGAACCUGAUACCCAAGACCUGAUCAAUGACCAAUCAAUGAAAAGCAGUGCAGAAUUGAGUAACUCCCAUGAGAAGAGACACUUGGCCGGACAGUAUAGGUAUUUCUCUAGCAGGAAGUUCACUAGUGCUGUAAGAAGCCAGCCACUACACCGCACACAUGGGUUAUGCCUGAGUCUCAGUGAUCAGGAUAGAAUCAAGAUUUUUAUUCAUGAGUUGGCUUUUAGAGGACUUCUGCCAUACAUUGAGAGAAUGAUGAAGAACCUCUAUGAUCAGAUCAUGGCCCGUAAAGGAAUCCACAGAUCAAUAUUUUCAGCCACUAAGAAAUGGUUUGGUGGAGGGAAGCCAGCUGGUCUAGCAUCUGGCCUGGUUCCUGGAAUAAUUUAUGCAAAUGAUUCCCCUGAACUCUAUCACAGAAAGCUUGGAGACUUGGCUUUCUUGGUCCAGAACUAUGAACUAGCCUACAACUGCUACCACACUGCUAAAAGAGACUUCAAUAGUGAACAUGCCUGGUUCUAUUUUGCUGGAGCUUUGGAAAUGGCAGCCAUCUCAGCAUUUCUGGCUGGUUUACAACGUCCCUACCCAUCUCACUACAUGGAUACUGCUAUUUCCACAUAUCUUACUGCCUGCAGACAACAUAUGUUUGCAGUAAGGGCAUCUCUGUUAAGCACAGACGUCCUUAAAGCCAAAAACAUGUCUUUAGAUGCUGCAAUGCAAUUCAUGAAAAUGACGGGAGAGGAAUCAGAUUUGCUAUGUGCAUUGUUUCUGGAACAGUCUGCACAUUGUUUUCUUCACUGCAAUCCCAUCAUGGUCAGGAAAUAUGCUUUCAAUAUGAUCUUAGCAGGACACAGAUUUAGCAAGUCUGCACAGCGUAAACAUGCCCUCCGAUGCUAUCGUCAAGCCCUUCAUGUAUAUGAAGACAAAUCAUGGCAUCUUGCUGAAGAUCAUAUCAACUUUACUCUUGGACGGCAGUCCUUUAACUUGCGUCAGCUGGAUGAUGCUCUGAAGUCAUUCAGACAGUUAUUGGUGUAUGAGAGCCAACAGUCCCCACAGCAGCAAGCUGCUUAUCUUAGGGAAUUUUUAUUUGUAUUUAAGCAACUCUUAGAAGCUAAAGACAAAACUAAGGAUAAAACAAGAACCCUGCCAUACCUUCCUCUUCCAGUAGUAGAUUCCAAUGCGACAAGAGCAAUCCUGUCAUACAAUCCAAAUUCCCAAGAGAACACCUGUACCAACUCUAAUCCAUCCACUCCAAAAGAUCAGGAUUCCUUUGGUCUGUCACUGUUUGGGGAGAAUGAGCACAAGAAUAACCCAGACAAUGUGAUUCUGAUAGGCCAGGCAUCAUUUGAGGAGAAAUAUGACAUGGAAUUAGAGAAACGAUGGGAGGACAUGGAGGAGGAGUUAUAUGAAAGUGUAAAUAUCACCCCAGUACCACCUUUCUUUAGGACCCAUGUGCAUUGCUUGAGUUCCAAGACUAACAACAAGAUGAAGCCACUAUGUGUUAUUAAUGAAACAGUUGCAAUUGAAGUAGUAUUYUACAAUCCUUUAAAAAUACCUCUCAAUUUAACCAAUCUAAUGCUGUUAUGGGAAUUCACCCCUCAAGACAAAGAUUCUUCAGUUGUAAAUGAGUUUGAAAGUCAUGAAAACCUGGUCGAGACUGAGAUUAUUUCUAAAUUUGCAAUUCAAGGUGGUGAGAAGGAAGCGGCUCGUCUAACACUAACCCCCUGCUGUACUGGUACACUUCACAUCAAGGGUGUCAAGUACAGUCUAAGUAGUAUAGCUAUUGGGGGUCCUGUGGAGGACUCCUUCAAUACAACCGAGGCCCACCCGGCUGUUUCUGCCGUUAGUAUGCUUGGUAGACUAGACUUGAAUGUUCUUGGUCCGAGACUGAAUCACACUAAGGCAGAAAAGACAAGCAUCAUUCAUGGGCAGGAUCAUAGGUUGAAUAUGGUGGUCGUCCCAGCCAUGCCUUUACUAGAGGUUCGUUUCCGUAAUUUCCCAACUAAUCUUCUAUGUGGUGAAGUGGUUCGCACAACAGCUGAAUUCACUAACACUGGUCAAUGCUCUCUAACCAAACUAUUUAUGGCCUCAACUACACCCGAGUUCUUUACAAUCGGCAUACCAAAUAGUGAAAAGGAUUCCAGGGGAAUAUACCAAAUGUUCUCCUCUGAGCAUAGUACUCUAGACAAUCCACUAUCAGAGGUCAGAAGAAUAUCUGAGGUACCCAUACCCGGUGGGUGUCUGGCCCCUGGGGUAUCUGCAAAGCUUCCUGUGUGGGUACAAGGAGGCGAAGAGGGUGGUAGUCACUCAAGAGAGCUGAAGUUUUAUUAUGAGUCUACAGAAAAGAAUCCUAAAAUGAGCCAUCGAGCUCUUCAACAUGCCUUCUCCGUAGACUUCAGUAGUUCUCUAGUUGUGCGGGCCACAGCUAGACGGAGUAAAUAUUGUAGGAACUUACAAGAAAAGUCGGACACCAAAGAACAGCUUAUUGUUGCGUUAGAUAUCGAGAAUCUCAUGCAGGGCGCAACAGCAAAUAAAUUCGGGGAAUUUUCUGUAAUUCAAGUCUCGUGUGUCAGUAAACGAUGGAGACUACAACCACUAAGUCAUCACAAAACAGAUGGCUUGCUAUGUGUCAGACCAGGAGAAACAAUCGUAACUCAGUUCAAAGCUACUAAAUAUACAGAUAAAGAAGGCAAUUCACUUGGGUUCAGUCAUGUAGCUUUCUCAGACGAAAUGAUAAACACUUCAGUUACCCCCGCCGUAGACUUCUUCUUUAGAUCUCAUACAUGGAGAGAAAUGUACGAAUCCAAUUCUAGUAAUAACAGUCGUACAGUGGAUACAACCAAAGUAGACCUUGGUUUAAUUGUCUUCUGGAAGGCAUCUUUUAUAGAUGAGAAAUUUAUCAAAAAGACUGUAAUGGGUCAAAGCCAUGUUGCUAUCAGCAGACUAGCAGAAUCUGUGUCUGCGUCACAGCCUGUGCUUCAAACAGUUGGGGCACCAGCUGCGUUACCCAGCAGUAAUACAAAACACGACAAGGAACUGCUUAUUCAAUAUCUAUUGAACCAUGAAUCAACUAUAAGACAAGACUUCAAGCUCAAUAGACUAAUAAUUGUACCAAUAGAGCUUACUUUAAAGAAUUGUUGUCAAGAGGUAGUCAAUGUGUUUGUUGAGAGAUCAGCAAGUGAAACACCAAGUUCUGUUGUUACCCAAAGCACAGGAGAACCAGUUUCACCUAUGCUAGAAGUCGACUCUGGAUACCGACCAUCAACGACGUCCUUCGUUUUGAUCGGGCAGACAUCACGAAGACUACGGCUUGAGCCAAACAGCACCUCGAUAUUAAAAUUCAAUGCUAUGAUCUCUUUACCUGGAGUUUAUAACUUAAAUCAGCUUCGUGUGUAUGCAGCAGUACAAGAAAACAAUCAUCAGGAUGAAGACUUUGAUUUAAGUAAGAUGGUCUUACAAAAGCCUUCACCACCCAGCUUUCUUGAGGUGGAGGACAUCAGUCCUGUGUUUGUAGGUCCUUCAGAUCAACAAAACUCUUCGCCUUACUUGGAUAAUUCAUAGGAAGGAUGGCUAAUUCUGAGAAAAAUUCCUUUUUUCUCCCUGGAGUGGUCAAGAUACAGAAACAAGCCGUGAGAAACACACUGGAAUUAACAUAAUUUCAUACAGUCAUCUUUUUUUUCUUUCUUCAUAAUAUUUUUUCACAUUGUUUUAUACCUCUUGUAAUCAUCAAAACUAACAACUUGCAUUUUUCCUUCACACACAAAAGCAUACCACACAAAUCCAGAUUCCUGUUAUUUCCCAUCCAAUUACUCACAUUUCCCUUUUUUCUGGCAGCCCAGUUUCUUAUCGGCCUCUAAAAAUCAAUAUUUAGAUUCUAUUUCACAAAAUAUGACCGUGAAGAAUAUAGUAUGUAUAAUGUGGUAGCACACUCCCUAGGGAUUUGAUUACAGGGAUACACUAAAGGCUAUGAUCAUAUUUUGAACAAAACAGAUCAUAAGAAAAAGAUUAGAAAUUUUUAAAGAAUUUAGAAACACAAAACUAUUCGACUGUCUUAAGAUUUUAAGAUUUAGUCAAACGAUACAAAUAAGAAUUACAUAACGCGAAUGAGAUUCACGUGAUAAGCAGGUUGAAGUAUGCAUUUGGCGAGCUCAAACAUGAUUCUAAUUGAAUUGAAGGGAAUCCAAUAUUAACCCUGGACGUGAUAGUUUUGGACAUGAAAUAUAGAUUUAAAGGGAUUGGAAUUUUCUUUCGAUGGAGAAAGGGGGUUCAGUUGGUCUUAAACAGAGGAGGGGUAGAUGGGAAUUGAAUGGAAGCAAAGGAGAUAAAAAGAGGUUGUCCCUCUAUUUUCCUUUUCCCUAUCAGGGGUGAUGGGCCUUGCCUACAUAAAGGUUAAUAUUCAGUGCCUGUAAUCUAACUUAUGUCAUGGUAAUUUAUUGGCAAUACCUUGCACCCCCACCCCUCCCAGCUCUACACCCCUACCUCCCCCCCCCCAACCCCACCCCAACACACAGGGAGUGGUGUGAACUAGUAUCAUACAGACUAGACUAAUAUUUUCCAAUAGGAAGAAUAACAGAAGCUAUGAGAAACUAUUUUAUGACUGAAUCACAUUCAGAUAAAAAUUCAUAAUAUUGAAUCCUUAAUAGGUCAAACAUUUUCCAAUUGUUUCAAAGUUUUCAACAAUUUUAAAAUAGAAUACCUAAUACAAAUAAUAGUGUUUGAAGCAUUGUCUAUCCUUGUCUCGUCAUUACACUUUCACAUCCAAUCAGAUUCGUUCUAUUUUUAGACCACUGAUAAAUAAUUAACCGAUACAUUUAUAUCAGAGACAGAGAAUGAGAGAAGUGAUACAGACUGAAUAAACCAGCCAUGCUGACAAUAAUGGGUAA
Messenger RNA from Actinia tenebrosa (Australian red waratah sea anemone), 5928 nucleotides. RefSeq names its product trafficking protein particle complex subunit 8. Gene Ontology annotation, cellular component: TRAPPIII protein complex. Gene Ontology annotation, molecular function: protein binding. Lineage: Eukaryota; Metazoa; Cnidaria; Anthozoa; Actiniaria; Actiniidae. The record is from RefSeq and is a predicted model, not a curated record.